CAAAAUCUUUGGCUCGUCAUAACGGCUUUCUAGCCAGCCUCUCUCAUCUCUAUCGACGACUCGCCGGACUGGGUGACGUUGGACAACAAAGAUGGCGGCGGGAAGCAGUAACUACUGGGAAGAUCUGAGGAAGCAGGCCAGACAGCUGGAAAACGAACUAGAUCUCAAAUUAGUUUCCUUUAGCAAACUCUGUACAAGCUACUCCCAUAGUAACUCAAGAGAGGGAAGACGCGACAGGUAUAGUUCUGAUACAACUCCACUCCUAAAUGGAUCAAGCCAGGAUCACAUGUUUGAAACCAUGGCUGUUGAGAUUGAGCAGCUCCUGACAAAGCUUACUGGCGUGAAUGACAAAAUGGCUGAGUACAGCAGUACUGCUGGGGUGACAUCAAUAAACGCAGCACUAAUGCACACAUUGCAGAGACACCGAGAUAUAUUACAGGAUUACACACAUGAAUUCCACAAAACAAAAGCUAAUUUCCAAGCAAUUCGAGAAAGAGAAGACCUCUUGGGAUCAGUGCGGAAGGAUAUUGAAUCUUACAAAACAGGCUCUGGCGUUAACAACAGGAGAACGGAGCUGUUCCUGAAAGAGCAUGAGCACCUCAGAAGCUCUGACCGUCUUAUAGAAGAAACAAUAAGCAUUGCAAUGGCUACGAAAGAAAACAUGACAUCGCAGAGGGGGUUGUUUAAAUCCAUACAAAGCCGGAUGAACACCUUGGCUAAUCGUUUUCCUGCAGUGAACAGUCUCAUCCAGAGGAUUAACCUCCGGAAGCGCCGGGAUUCGCUCAUCUUGGGAGCCGUCAUUGGCAUUUGCACUAUCUUGCUGCUACUUUACGCGUUCCAUUGAUAGCUGACAGAGACUCUGCCACAAUCCGGAAGAGCAGCGACAUCAGGGUUGGAAAAAACGUGGAAGUUGCAGUUCUGCACACACCAACUGUACAUAAGGGAGUGGGAAUAUUACAGGAAUACUUUACAUUUUAUAUUGACAGGCUAUCGUACUGGCACCAGGCGGGUUUCAGGCCAGUAGCUGUACAUAGUCAUUGUCAUCUAACCGUCUACGUACAUACUGAAUCUUGAGAUUUGUGAAAGGCUCGUCCAUGUCCGCUGUAGGAAUUGUUGAGCUGGGACCUUAAAGGACCACUAAACGUAUAUAAAAGUUAUGGUGUGUACAUUUUCCAGUUAAACUAGGGAAACAUCUUUUAUAAUGUACCAUAUGGCAGGCAUUGCAGUAAAGGUUUGUAAGAUAGCCUCAGUCACCACCAAUAUUACUAGGGAAUAUAGUUCUUACUCCGAAUACCAGACAUGUACAUAACCAGUUUACUAGGCACUGAUGAAACUACGAAGGCAUGCAGCACAAAAUGGCUCUCUCUCCAGUAUCCAUACAUCACAGAUUGUCAUUUGUGCAAUCCUCAUCUACUGUAUAUGUAUUUGUGGUAAUGGAGGACCCAUACAUAGUGUAAUCGCUUUGGUUUAGUGCUCCUUUAAUGGUUAUUGCCAGGGGGUGGAAGACAUCGCUUAUGUACACUGUGACCAUACAGUCCGUGUUUGAGAACACUUUACAGAAGUAAAAAUGUACAGUAUAUAUCUAUACCCGUUUUAAUUUAAACUGGCAACAUUGCAAUUUUAAUUUAAAGUGAUGCAAUAAUAGAGCAGAACAAUAUGCAGAAAUCAAAUUUCCUUCCAAAUUCCCGUCUAUAAGCCAAUUGCAGAUGCUGUUUAUGGCAGGCUGUUUUCCCCCUUUGGCGCUUCAGACACAGAUUGUCGUAAAACAGUGCAUUCUGCUGGCUCCUGGCAGCCCCGGUGAACCUGAUUUCUCAGCUGCUGCGCUGCAGUAUUAUUGGCUUAUAAGGGCACAUAUCUGGUUUUAAUAUAUGCUGUUUUUUGGCAAAAGCAGGAGUAGAUCCUAGUAAAAGACUAAAAAUCAGCGCUAAAGAAAGGAUUCUACUACUUCCCACUAGGAUAUAUUUCUGGUUUUAGCCCCCCAAAAAAGCAGGGACAUUAAUUUUCUAUAUCACUGUGUAAGUAUGCCCUUAUGGAUGCUGUUCCAAAAUGGAGUGCAUAAAAUAAUAAUUUUUAGGCAUUUCUCUUAUAUACAAGUUUAGGGGUUUUUCAGAUGGCACAUUUUAGUGUUUGUAUUAAGGCUGCCUUACUCAGACCUCCUGCCAUUUUACAGAAGUGAACUUGUAUGACCGUGGAAAACGAUGGUGAUCUACGCUUCCUUCAGUAAAACUACGGGAGGGCCAAGUAUUUGGGCUUUAGGUUCAUAGGUGCGGUUCAGAGCAUCGGUGAAAUGUAGACUGCAAAAUGCAUUUAGCGUAAAGUAGGCAUGCUCAACCUGCGGCCCUUCAGAUUUGAUAAAACUACAACCCCCACAAUGCCCUGCUGUAGAUUGUUCAGGCAUGCUGGGAGUUGUAGUUUUGCAACAGCUGGAGGGCCGCAGGUUGAGCAUGCCUGGCUUAAAGCAACAAAACAAAUUGCACUGCAACAUAAAGUACUGUCUGUGGCUAGGAAUAUGCAAUUAUAUUUUUCCCUCAAGUUUAUAUUAUUGAUUGGCAGGCUGGAAAUGUGGUGCUCGAGAUGAGUGCAGUCAUGUGUACUCUCACACAUAGUACCCACAUGCUAAGCACAUUUAAGCCUUUUUCUGCAGAGAGAAUUGGUCAUUGUAAGAGCGACGCAAAAGUAAUUCUAAUAGUUGGUGGUUUUUGGGGGAAAAAAAGGUUGUCUUUUUAUGGUGAAAGUUAAUGCUACCCGUUUGCAAAAUCAAAUACAAUAGAGUGCUGUGUAGCUGGAACAAAGUGCUCUAGUACAGUGUUUCCCAACCAGUGUGCCUCCAGCUGUUGCAAAACUACAACUCCCAGCAUGCCCGGACAGCCUUUGACUGUGCGGGUAUGCUGGGAGUUGUAGUUUUGCAACAGCUGGAGGCACACUGGUUGGGAAACACUGCUCUAGUAGACCAGCAUGCUUUUAAAUAACAUGAUGAAGCAACUUAUACAAUUAGUCUUGGUUAAAAAUGUCCUUCUAUUUUAUGUAUACAGCCCCUAUGCAGACCUACAUGUCUCCAUUGCUACAGACUACAAACAAACCUAAUGUGUAAUCUGCAGUCAUGUGGAUGGACGUAUUCCGAUGUCGCUGUCAAACUGUGUUUUUAUUUUUUUGCAAAAUCUUUUUUAUGCAGACUUUGCAUUCACUUCUGUUUCUGGAUUCUACAAAGAGAAAUGUAUCAGAAUUUCCAGUUUUUUUUUAUGAGGCUCAAAAUGUGUGUAAUUUCCAGUUUCCUCUGGAAGGGAGCUAAUGUAAGCACAUGCACAUGACUGCAGGUUCAGACUACACAGGGCUUAUUUGUAGUUGUCACUAUAAGGACACAUACAAUGGGUCCCCACCCCAAUAAGGAGCUGCGUAUCCAAAAUUAUUAAGGGUGCUUUAAAUCAAGACCAAUUGCAAUGUUGCUUUCUUUAUUGAUAAUUAUUUCUGUACUGUUGACUGGGGGCGCAUAGAAAGUUUGCACUUAGUUUAUUCUCCCAAGAUGAAAAGUCAUUUUUUAUUGUUUAAUUGCAACAGCUAAGGGGUGACUGAGAGCCUCAAGGUGAUUGAAACAUCUGUAUGUGUUCUGGCCAGAAGAGUUCUAAAAGACCUGCACGCUGAUGGAGUAAUUUAUUUGCAUUAUUGCAGGAAAAAUGGACAAAGACAGAAAAUGCUGCCAUUCAAUCGAAUAGGUGCUGUCCGUUCAAAACCCACUCAUGUGAAAGUGCCCUUACAGGGGUUGUCCUUUGCCAACAAUUUAUCCCCUGUGCACAGGAUAGGAGGUAAGUGUCCGAUCGACGGGGAGUAUGUCCAUUAAGGCCACCGUGUUCCCCUGUUUCAGUGGAGGCACACAUGCGUGUCCACUGCUUUACUCAGCUCAAGGGGCUGCUGGAAAUAGCUUGUACUUGGCCUUCUUCCGCAACCCCCACACAUUCAUGUCUGUAACUCCAUUCAAACAGGAACACAGGCCUCUAAUAGUGAUUAGUGGGGGGAGCAGCAGUCGGACCCCCGCCAAUCAGACACUUAUCCCCCAUGCUGUGGUUAGGAGAUAAAUUGUUGUCAUGGGGAAAUCCCUUUAAGAUGACAAUCCAAGAAAACUGUCAUUUAAAGCUUAUCUCCAGUUAGAGAAAAUGUCUGAUUUGAACUGUUUCCACUCUUCUCUAGAUGGAAACUUGCAUGCGUUCUUUUUUGUGGAUUUAAACUGCAUGCUCAAUUGAGUCCUUAAAGGGAACCUGUCUUGAGGAUUCAGGCCUCAAACUGCCACCAACCUGUUAUCCAAAGUGUUCACAGGCAUUGCCUUCUAUAUUCUGGGCAUAACUUUGAACACUGUAGUCAAAUGCUCUGUUAGAAAUCAUGAGAUGGAGCCACUUCUCAAGAGAGUCAGGUGUGCCUGUCGUGAUCGUCAUCACAGUCCACAUCCAGAGCAUGUACAGUGAAGCAAGGUGUACUUGCCCAGGGUUCAUCUGCGCAUGCGCUCGGUGUCACUGGAGGUGGCUUGUUAUAAAGUACACAGCCUUUGAGACAUGAGUCAAACCAGGAGGGGGACUGGCCAGUAUGACUCUUCAGAAUAGCGGCAGCACCCUCAUGACUCUUUAUAGUUUAUGUGAAUAGAGCA
Molecule: messenger RNA, 4633 nt
Organism: Bufo gargarizans (Asiatic toad)
Lineage: Eukaryota; Metazoa; Chordata; Amphibia; Anura; Bufonidae
Gene: GOSR1
Product: golgi SNAP receptor complex member 1
Exons: 9
Coding region: 92-844 (250 amino acids)
Biological process (GO): vesicle fusion; endoplasmic reticulum to Golgi vesicle-mediated transport
Cellular component (GO): SNARE complex; Golgi membrane; cis-Golgi network
Molecular function (GO): SNAP receptor activity
Source: RefSeq, a predicted model, not a curated record